AUGCAGCUCACUAUCUCACGACCUCCAGGCUAUGUACUGUCAGCCAUUGCGAUCUCGCUCGGAGGUUUCUUGAAUGGCUAUGAUACAGGCAGUAUAGGUGCUGUGACUGAGAUGAGCUAUUUCGCAAUCGAUAUUGGUGAACUCUCACCCUUCCUGCGUGGUUUCACAGUCUCUUUGAUCAUGCUCACGGGUGCCUUUCCUUCCUUCUUUGCUGGACAGCUUGCCGAUCGCUUCGGGAGAUUGGAAAUUGUUGCAGCGGGUGCUCUAGUCUUCACUAUCGGAGCUGCCCUAGAGGGAGCCGCAAGUAAACUUGGCAUGUUCCUUGCGGGCCGGGCACUCUGUGGUAUAGGCGAAGGUCUUUGGUUGAGUAAUGUCAGCGUGNNUAUAUUACUGAGAUUGCUCCAUCGGCUCGAAGAGGUAUGCUGGUCUCUAUGCCUCAAUUCAUGGCUUGUGCAGGUAUAUGUGCUGGCUACUUCACCUGCUACGGAAGCGUACGAAUCGAAUCGAGUUUCUCGUGGCGAGNCUCCCUACAUCAUUCAAGCCAUCCUCGGACUUGUCUUAACCACCAUGCCGCUGAUUUUGCCUCAGUCACCUCGCUGGCUUCUUGUGCAUGGUCACCGCGACAAGGCCGUUCAAGAACUUAAACGCCUUGACUUUAGUGCAGUUGAGGCUGAGAAAGAUUUGCUUGGUCCUGCUGCCGAACAACGUAUGGCUGUGCGCCAGCCAGGUGCCGUAGAGGGACUGACCAUGCUCUUCCGCAAACCAUAUCGCAGACCUGCCUUACUCGCUCUUUACGUCCUCGGUGUGAUUCAGUUGAGUGGAAUUGACGGAGUAUUGUACUACGCGCCUACCCUAUUCAACCAAGCCGGCCUCGAUGCUCAAACCGCUUCCUUCCUGGCAUCAGGCCUGUCAGCAAUCCUCAUCCUUGCAAUCAGCGUUCCCGCACUUCUUCUUGCGGACAAAGUCUCUCGCCGCAGCAGUGUCAUCGUAGGCGGCUGCGUCCUAACCUUCUGCAUGUUCACAGUCGGCUCUCUCUACGCCUCGAACUCUGUCACGCCGCAAAACCCCGCUCGCUGGCUUGUCAUUAUUCUAGUCUUCGUCUUUGGCCUCGCAUACUCGGCAACCUGGGGCAUAGUCGGCAAAAUCUACGCUUCGGAGAUCCAACCAGCAGCUACAAGAUCUGCAGCAAGCGCCGUCGCCCAAGGACUAGGUUUCUUUACCAAUUGGAUUGUGGCUAUUAUUACGCCUGUCCUACUAGCGAAAUCGAGUUAUGGAGCUUACUUCUUGUUUGGAGGGAUUUGCUUUGCUAGUGUUUUGGUAUUGAUGUUUAGUAUGCCUGAGACAAGAGGUCUUAGCCUCGAGGCCAUCCAAGAGGCUNUUUUGGCUCCUGGUACUGCACAGAGGGGAAGAGUUGUUAGUAUGCUUAGGAGAUGGGCUGCUCUCGGUGGUUCUGAAAGUUCUGGGAGUUCACAGGCGAGCGAGUCGGUUAUUGAACUUAGGGAUGUAGGUGGUUUGUUGGAUCAGGACUCUCCUGCGAGUGGUGCAGAAGCAGCUUCUCUUGCCAGUGAAAGCGACAGAGUCGUCAGAGUCUAG
Messenger RNA from Aureobasidium musti, 1593 nucleotides. The record is from the annotation of a GenBank genome assembly. NCBI's taxonomy places the organism in Eukaryota, Fungi, Ascomycota, Dothideomycetes, Dothideales, Saccotheciaceae.